Saprolegnia parasitica CBS 223.65 is the source of this 534-nucleotide messenger RNA. RefSeq lists its product as hypothetical. Bases 1 to 534 code for a protein of 177 amino acids. Lineage: Eukaryota; Oomycota; Saprolegniomycetes; Saprolegniales; Saprolegniaceae. The transcript has 3 exons. The record is from RefSeq and is a predicted model, not a curated record.
AUGGCAGACAGCAAGAUGAUGAACGAGGAAGCGUCCGAGUUUGGCCUCGCCGAGCGCGACGACGAGGACGACGGCAGCAGCGGGCGCGUCGACGCGGGCAAGAUGCUGCAGGCGCCCGCCUUGGCCCAGCAGACCAACGAGAUCUUGACAGAUGCAUCACCGGCCGUCUACGCCACGCACCCGGACUUUACAAAGCUCACGCCGCUCGCCGGAUCUGCGCCGUUGCCGGAAGACCUCGAGGCCGCCAAGGCAUGGCUGCGCGACUGCCCCGUCACCGCCAAGGAGUGGGUCAUCUUCCGGGCGCAGCCGGGCUUCGAAGAUGACCCACUCCUUGGCCACGUCCGGGCGCAGCCGGGCUUCGACGUGGCGAUGGCGGCUAUCCAGGAGCUGCUUGCCACCAUUGUGCUCACAGAUGGCUUCAAGGUGAGCGACGCCGAUGCGUCCAUGGCCCGCGGGACCCACCUCUUCACAAAUGAACCCAUCUUCGCGCGCAUGCAGCUGCGGGUCGUAAAACUCGGCUUUUGCCGCAAAUAA